AUGGCCAAACAGGAAGAAUUUAAAGAGUUAUCUGAAGACGGGGGCUUUGCCAUGGUCCUAUGCCCAAGCACAAUCAUAAGCACCAUAUUCAUCGAGGCCAGAAUCUCCAAAGACUGGUCAGACAUCUGUGAGUCUUCUCAGCUUCAAGAGGCUUUGCAAGCUCGGCUGUCUUCCCCAGACAACAGUUCAGUAGUUGAAGUGGGCGACGAUAUCAUGGCUAAUCCAGAUGCCUCAAUUACUCUUGGCCAGCUGUUUGAAACCUAUAAGGACAUUAUCCAAUCGCUAAAAGUGGUUGAAUACGUGGGCAUUGAGACAGCCAGCGCUUGCUACACCCUCAACACCAUGACGGUCAGACUCCAAGCAUACCAACUGUAUGAUACAGCAAGAGAAGAGGAUUCCACUAUACCGCAAGCUGAAACAUCAUUGCUGCCACAUGUCCGGUUUGAUGGCCAAUGGGAUGAGUAUGUUGAUAUUCAAUCCACCCAUACGACGUCACACAUUGAGCUAACCCUUGCCAGACUUGUCUUCGAGAGCGACCUCAAAGGAGAGCUCAUUUGGAUGAUGACCAAUAUACUACGGUUUUCACAAAAAUCGGGGGCCGAUUCACGAGAUGUAAAUCCGCUCAUCUUGUUGUACGGCCCUCCCGGAACGGGCAAGACCACAUUGUGCCAAGGCCUUGCCCAGAAGAUCUCCAUUCGACUCAAUUCUACCUACAAACAAACGAAGUUGAUUCAAAUCAAGACAGCUAAUUUACUAUCCAAGUACUAUAGCGAGAGCGCGAAGCAAGUAGAUAACAUAUUUACAACAAUCGCUCGCAUGUGCCAAGACGACCCGAAACGAUUCAUCUGCGUUAUGAUUGACGAAGUAGAAAGUAUUGCCUUUUCAAGGGAGCAUAGCACCUACAACGGGGAAGCCCAGGACUCACUGCGAGCAACAAACUCUCUUCUUACGGGUCUGGACCGAGCGAAGGGAUUGGCCAAUGUUAUUUUCCUUUGCACGUCGAACAUGGUCAGCUCUCUUGACACAGCCUUCCUGGAUAGGUGCGGACUUAGAAUCGCUGUCAAUCCACCUUCGAGUGCUUCGCAAUACGCUAUUCUCUGUGGAAGGAUCCAGAAGCUCAUAGACCGAGGCCACAUCACGUCCGACAGGAGUCUCCCACUAUACGACGAGGCAGAUAUCGAGUAUAGGGCAGAUGGAGACGGACCGGGGGCGAAGAUUGGUGCCCAGAUACUAGCCAUCCUCGGGCUUAUCAACUCUGGAGAUGCGCAAUUAAUCGGAGGAAUAAGUGGUAGAUCACUCACCCAACUGCCCGAGCUAGCAAUUCUGCGUUACUUGAGAGGGGAGGACUGCGAUAUUGACCUGGCCCUAGCAUUUAUCAAAAGAUUCGUCUUAUCUCAAGAGGUAAACGGUUGA
This is a messenger RNA of Lachnellula hyalina, 1413 nucleotides long. RefSeq names its product Pachytene checkpoint protein 2-like protein (gene PCH2). Lineage: Eukaryota; Fungi; Ascomycota; Leotiomycetes; Helotiales; Lachnaceae. Gene Ontology annotation, cellular component: chromosome; nucleus. The coding region runs from base 1 to 1413 and encodes 470 amino acids. The transcript is spliced from 3 exons. Gene Ontology annotation, biological process: meiotic recombination checkpoint signaling; reciprocal meiotic recombination. The record is from RefSeq and is a predicted model, not a curated record. Gene Ontology annotation, molecular function: ATP binding; ATP hydrolysis activity.